Molecule: messenger RNA, 1847 nt
Organism: Arachis duranensis
Lineage: Eukaryota; Viridiplantae; Streptophyta; Magnoliopsida; Fabales; Fabaceae
Product: NO-associated protein 1, chloroplastic/mitochondrial
Exons: 12
Coding region: 60-1712 (550 amino acids)
Molecular function (GO): GTP binding; GTPase activity
Source: RefSeq, a predicted model, not a curated record
AGGGUACAUGUUUUCAACUCACAGCUUGAAGCAUUUCCCGGGAAGGGACUUUAGUAUCAAUGGCACUUAAAACCCUAUCCACUUUUCUCACACCUCUCCCUCUCCAAAACCUCAAGUCCCGAACCCUCAUCCUCUUCCAGUUCCCCAAAUCGCGUUCUCUGAAAGCGCGUUUGUCCGCGGAACCCGAUGGCACCGGCGCCGCCGCUCCCUCUCCGGGAGAGAGGUUCCUCGAACACCACCAUGUGGCAGAGGCCGCGAAGCUCAUCAUCAAGGAGAACAAGAAGAACAGGAACAAGAAAAACAAAGAGAAGCCUCUGAAAGCUUCGAAGAAUGUGGCCUCUUGCUACGGUUGCGGCGCGCCGUUGCAAACUUCCGACGAAGAAGCACCUGGAUAUGUGAAUCUGGAAACCUAUGAACUGAAGAAGAAGCACCGCCAGUUAAGAACCGUUCUCUGCGGACGGUGCCGGCUUCUGUCGCACGGGAAGAUGAUAACUGCCGUUGGUGGACACGGAGGAUAUAACGGUGGGAAAUUGUUUGUUACGGCUGAAGAGCUCAGAGAGAAGCUCUCCCAUUUGCGUCAUGAGAAAGCUUUGAUUGUCAAAUUGGUUGAUAUUGUUGACUUCAAUGGCAGCUUUUUAUCCCGUGUGCGUGAUCUUGCUGGUGCUAAUCCUAUAAUACUGGUGGUGACUAAGAUUGAUCUCCUUCCAAGAGAUACUGAUCUUAAUUGUGUUGGGGAUUGGAUUGUAGAGGCCAUUACAAGAAAGAAACUGAAUGUUCUCAGUGUCCAUCUGACCAGUUCAAAAUCAUUGGUUGGGGUAACUGGAGUGAUAUCAGAAAUCCAGAAAGAGAAGAAGGGAAGAGAUGUAUACAUUCUGGGUUCAGCAAAUGUUGGGAAAUCUGCUUUCAUCAAUGCUUUACUGAAAACAAUGGCAAUAAAUGACCCAGUGGCUGCAUCUGCACAAAAGUACAAACCAAUACAAUCUGCAGUUCCUGGAACUACCUUAGGGCCAAUUCCAAUUAAUGCUUUCCUAGGAGGAGGGAAGCUGUAUGAUACUCCGGGAGUUCAUCUCCACCAUAGGCAAACUGCAGUUGUUCAUUCUGAAGAUCUUCCCUCCCUUGCUCCUCAAAGCCGGCUUAGGGGCCAAUCUUUCCCAAGUUUUCAAGUACGCUCAGACAAUGUGGAGGAAGGCAGUUCCAAAGUGAAUGGCUUGAAUGCAUUUUCCAUAUUUUGGGGUGGUCUUGUCAGAAUUGACGUCUUGAAGGUUCUCCCAGAAACAAGUUUGACAUUUUAUGGUCCGAAUCGUCUACCAAUUCAUGUUGUACCCACAGAAGCCGCAGAUGAAUUUUAUCAGAAAGAACUUGGAGUUCUGCUGACCCCUCCAAGUGGAAAAGAAAAUGUCGAGAACUGGAAAGGACUUGAUUCCCGGCGUAAAUUGCAAAUAAAAUUUGAAGAUGUGGCAAGGCCAGCCUGUGAUGUAGCUAUAUCAGGUCUAGGAUGGUUUAGUGUUGAUCCAAUUAGUAGGUCAUUUAAAAUCUCAGAACCGACAAAAAUAGAAACUGCUGGGGAAUUGCUUUUGUCCGUUCACGUCCCCAAGCCUGUUGAAAUUUUUGUGAGGUCACCAUUACCGGUAGGCAAGGCUGGAGCAGAGUGGUACCAUUAUCGAGAUUUAACAGAAAAAGAAGAGGCAAUUAGACCAAAAUGGUACUUUUGAAUACCGCAUAUGAUAUAUGAGUUUUGUACCCGCACCCACGCCUUUCAUGUGUUACUGUUAUCAUUAUGAAAUUAUUAUUCAAAGUUGUACAAAACUACAAUUAAUUAAAUCAUUCCAAAAGGAAGUAAAUUUAAA